Messenger RNA from Macaca mulatta (Rhesus monkey), 7978 nucleotides. RefSeq names its product fibronectin leucine rich transmembrane protein 2 (gene FLRT2). Gene Ontology annotation, molecular function: protein binding. Lineage: Eukaryota; Metazoa; Chordata; Mammalia; Primates; Cercopithecidae. The record is from RefSeq and is a predicted model, not a curated record.
GUAUUUUACCCUCUAAUCUCACGUUUCGCUCAUUUCUCAAUGUCUAAGUAAUAGAUCCUCCCUCUUGGCAGGACACCAUUAAGCAGGCAUGGGGAAAAUCUCCUUUCAGGGUUCAGAUGGUGGCAUUAUCCCUAAGGGCUGGUGGUAGGGACGGUAUGUGCUGGGUAGACAGAGAGAAGGUCAGGUUGGCAUCUGCCGGGUUAGCCAGGCGCUCUGAAACUCUUUUCAGAGAGGACAGGGUUAAAAGCCAAGUCCGACUUUGCCUCUUGGAAAUCGCUGGGUAGCAGCCGCGCCUCCCAAGCAUUCUUUAAACCAGAAAAGUGGGAGGGACUGCGGGAGAGAGGGAGGGAAUGAGGCAGGGAGAGAAAGAGGGCUCCAGGAGCGGAGCGCGCCAGAGCGCGAGGGACGGAGGGAGAGGAGGAGCGCGGGAGCUGCGGAGACGAUCCCGCGAAUUCAUUACUGUAAACAUCUCCGGGGGUGUCAGGAGGGGUGGGGGUGGGGGCCGCGGCGCCUACAUUAGCCCGGCCGCGUCGGACUGAAGCAGUAGUGUGGUCUGAGCAGCCUCCAGACCCACGCCGGGCGGGCGCAGCACUUGGAGCGAGCCCUGCGCCCGCCCCCGCGCAGCGCCGCACGCCCGGCUCCGAGCUGUCCGCACACACGCGUCGGAGGAGCGCCCGCCUCGGUCUCCCGCCGAGUCCCGGGAUCCUCCAAAUCCGAGGAGCUCGGGCGCCGCGGGGCCGCUUUCUGCCGCCUUCCGCGCUCGCUGUACUUCUUUUGGGGUUCGUUGGCUUGACGAAGCGGAGAGGGGGAGGCGGAGGAGGAGAGAAGGCGGGGGCCGCGGCGGCCGGAGCCAAGAGAAAGUGGCAUGCCCGAACCCUGGAGGCGGAGGUGGCGGAGGACUGGGGAAGACGAUGCCGCAGCUCCGUAGGGGACGUAGGCGAGAGCGAGCGAGGCGAGCUGGGCGCCCCGGCCCUGGCCGGCUGCGGGGAGGCGCGCGUCGCUCUGAGGCUCCGGCCUCCGCACCACCGCGCCCCGACGCUGCGGGCGACCGGGCUUGGCUCCAGCAGCCGCCGCCGUCUCCUCCGCCGCCACCCGGAGGACCCAGCAAAAGUUUGGAUCUGGGGGAGGGCGCGGCGCUGAGCGGGAUUACCACCAGGGCUGGAAGGAGACCUCGAGAACCUUUGCAGAUUGCAGAUUGAGCUUAACCAAGAAGUUCGUAGGCUAACCAAGGCUGGCUUGACCUACAAAAGAAGAGAGUUCGGCCUGCCCACUUGGAUUUGUGUUGACACGGCUGAUAACUUGCCAUCACCUGUUGCCAGUGUGGAAAAAUUCUCCCUGUUGAAUUUUUUGCACAUGGAGGACAGCAGCAAAGAGGGCAACACAGGCUGAUAAGACCCAAGACAGCAGGGAGAUUAUUUUACCAUACGCCUUCAGGACGUUCCCUCUAGCUAGAGUUCUGGACUUCCGCAGAACCCGGUCCAGUCAUUUUGAUUUUGCUAUCUCUUUAUUUUUUUUUUUUCUUUUUCUUUUUCCCACUACAUUGUAUUUUAUUUCUGUACUUCAGAAAUGGGCCUACAGACCACAAAGUGGCCCAGCCAUGGGGCUUUUUUCCUGAAGUCUUGGCUUAUCAUUUCCCUGGGGCUCUACUCACAGGUGUCCAAACUCCUGGCCUGCCCUAGCGUGUGCCGCUGCGACAGGAACUUUGUCUACUGUAACGAGCGAAGCUUGACCUCAGUGCCUCUUGGGAUCCCGGAGGGCGUAACCGUACUCUACCUCCACAACAACCAAAUUAAUAAUGCUGGAUUUCCUGCAGAACUGCACAAUGUACAGUCGGUGCACACGGUCUACCUGUACGGCAACCAACUGGACGAAUUCCCCAUGAACCUUCCCAAGAAUGUCAGAGUUCUCCAUUUGCAGGAAAACAAUAUUCAGACCAUUUCACGGGCUGCUCUUGCCCAGCUCUUAAAGCUUGAAGAGCUGCACCUGGAUGACAACUCCAUAUCCACAGUGGGGGUGGAAGACGGGGCCUUCCGGGAGGCCAUUAGCCUCAAAUUGUUGUUUUUGUCUAAGAAUCACCUGAGCAGUGUGCCUGUGGGGCUUCCUGUGGACUUGCAAGAGCUGAGGGUGGAUGAAAAUCGAAUUGCUGUCAUAUCCGACAUGGCCUUCCAGAAUCUCACGAGCUUGGAGCGUCUUAUUGUGGACGGGAACCUCCUGACCAACAAGGGUAUCGCCGACGGGACCUUCAGCCAUCUCACCAAGCUCAAGGAAUUUUCAAUCGUCCGUAAUUCGCUGUCCCACCCUCCUCCCGAUCUCCCAGGUACACAUCUGAUCAGGCUCUAUUUGCAGGACAACCAGAUAAACCACAUUCCUUUGACAGCCUUCUCAAAUCUGCGUAAGCUGGAACGGCUGGAUAUAUCCAACAACCAACUGCGGAUGCUGACUCAAGGGGUGUUUGAUAAUCUCUCCAACCUGAAGCAGCUCACUGCGCGGAAUAACCCGUGGUUUUGUGACUGCAGUAUCAAAUGGGUCACGGAAUGGCUCAAAUACAUCCCUUCAUCUCUCAACGUGCGGGGUUUCAUGUGCCAAGGUCCUGAACAAGUCCGGGGGAUGGCCGUCAGGGAAUUAAAUAUGAAUCUUUUGUCCUGUCCCACCACCACCCCCGGCCUGCCUCUCUUCACCCCAGCCCCAAGUACAGCUUCUCCGACCACUCAGCCUCCCACCCUCUCUAUUCCAAACCCUAGCAGAAGCCACACGCCUCCAACUCCUACCACAUCGAAACUUCCCACGAUUCCUGACUGGGAUGGCAGAGAAAGAGUGACCCCACCUAUUUCUGAACGGAUCCAGCUCUCUAUCCAUUUUGUGAAUGAUACUUCCAUUCAAGUCAGCUGGCUCUCUCUCUUCACCGUGAUGGCAUACAAACUCACAUGGGUGAAAAUGGGCCACAGUUUAGUAGGGGGCAUCGUUCAGGAGCGCAUAGUCAGCGGUGAGAAGCAACACCUGAGCCUGGUUAACCUAGAGCCCCGAUCCACCUAUCGGAUUUGUUUAGUGCCACUGGAUGCUUUUAACUACCGCGCGGUAGAAGACACCAUUUGUUCAGAGGCCACCACUCACGCCUCCUAUCUGAACAACGGCAGCAACACAGCAUCCAGUCACGAGCAGACGACGUCCCACAGCAUGGGCUCCCCCUUUCUGCUGGCCGGCUUGAUCGGGGGCGCGGUGAUAUUUGUGCUCAUGGUCUUGCUCAGCGUCUUUUGCUGGCACAUGCACAAAAAGGGGCGCUACACCUCCCAGAAGUGGAAAUACAACCGGGGCCGGCGGAAAGAUGAUUAUUGCGAGGCAGGCACCAAGAAGGACAACUCCAUCCUGGAGAUGACAGAAACCAGUUUUCAGAUCGUCUCCUUAAAUAACGAUCAGCUCCUUAAAGGAGAUUUCAGACUGCAGCCCAUUUACACCCCAAAUGGGGGCAUUAAUUACACAGACUGCCAUAUCCCCAACAACAUGCGAUACUGCAACAGCAGCGUGCCAGACCUAGAGCACUGCCAUACGUGACAGCCAGAGGCCCAGCGUUAUCAAGGCGGACAGUUAGACUCUUGAGAACACACUCGUGUGUGCAUGUAAAGACACGCAGAUUACAUUUGAUAAAUGUUACACAGAUGCAUUUGUGCAUUUGAAUACUCUGUAAUUUAUACGGUGUACUAUAUAAUGGGAUUUUAAAAAAGUGCUAUCUUUUCUAUUUCAAGUUAAUUACAAACAGUUUUGUAACUCUUUGCUUUUUAAAACUUAAAAAAAAAAAUAGUUGCUGAAGUACUGUACAGGGUUGUACAAUGAGAACCCAAUGCCAAGGCAAAAAGAACGAGUGAUUCUUCCUUAGGAUACACAUCAACCACUUCGCUGUUGAAGCUGUCAGAAUAAAUUCCUGGUGGUCAGAUGAAAGGGCAGAUUAAAUGGACUCAUCAGGGUAAGAGGAAUAAUAUGGGUGAAACAAGAAAUGGCCCAGAGAGUUUCACACUAUUCCUAUACCUCCAGGUCUGGAAGACAGGUAAAAAAAAUUCUGUAAUGUAAGAAUGGAGGUAGUUACCCUGAUUUGACCCAGUGCGGGAAAUGCUGAAAGCACCAGAAGGAAGCUAGUUCCUGUGAGAUAAGUUAACCCGGCCUGACAGAAUCAAGAAAAUUGAGAUGAGAUUUGAAAAGACCUGAAAAUGCAGGGGUUGGCUUUCCGACUGGGAACUUAAAAAUCACUCUUCAUGCUUCCCUGGUCCUAAGUGAUAACAGAGUUAGAGACUUGAGUCUGAUUUCAGUCAUCUUCAGGGACCGGUCUGAUGUUGUAGCAAGAAAACUCCCUUUAAAAGUGUUACUGUUCAAAUCGUAUGUCAGGUUGAAUCACAUUCAACAGAGAUAUAUUCUAGAAUAAUUUUUUAGAAGAGGCUAAUAAAAUUAAGGGAAGAAUUAUAUUGAAUGGAAUUAUUUUUGAUAAUGAGAAUUAUUUGGGUAGAUUCACUGAGGCUAUGUCAACAUGAUAUUUAGACCAACAGGUGAUCAAUGUUUUGAAAAUACAACAAUGACUUAUUUAAAAAUUACCCUUACUGCUAUUUAGACAAAAACAACUGGUCAGUGGUUCUGUUAUGUCAGCUGACUUUGUUAGUAUCAUGUUGAAAUAGCUUGAAGUAAUAUCUUUUAUCCCCUUGCAAAUUCUUGUCUUCCAAUCAUCUCCCAUGUAUUUUCAUAAUUAGUUGUUUAUAACACCUUCGUUUUUCUCCCUCUCCUCAGUAUUUCAAGGAAAAUUAUGGAUGCCAGUCUUGGCUGCACAAAAUAUCCAUAUGUACUUAUACAUUUUUAAAUGCAUACUAAUUUUCACUGCUAAUAAUUCUGUAAGGACACAUCAAAGCUGGCCAAAAUAAUUAAUUUUUUAAAAAGCGACACCUGGUUUCCACCUUGUACUGACUUUGAUCCUGUUCCACUUUUGAAAUUUUAUUUGUUCCUUUUCCGUCGUGGAUGUUCCUCUACUUUGGCAGUUGCGGAGGGAUCAUCAAUCUUCUGUUAGCAGGACAGCGCAUGAAAAACAAACAAGUCAGAGAGUGAAGGCUUAUUCCCCUAAUCCUGGCAGAGCAGGGCAUAGAAAAGAGAGGGAUGUCCUUGCUUAAUUCUAGAUACUUUUGAGGCAACAUCUUCAUAAAACACAUAGUUUAAUCUUUGCCGUCCUUAGACAGAGAAGGGCUAUGGAUCACAUACAUUAUCAAAAACUACUCCCUUGGAAAAAAAACUUUUUAAAAUCAAAUUUAAACAUUUCACUCUGUGAUGCAUAUUUCUUUUACCACUGGCCAUUAUUAUAAGGACCCAUGAAGUAAAUGUCACCAUCAUCUUACUUGCUCUCUCUCAGCAAAAUAAAACUGUGAUGUGUCUUCUUUGUAAAAGUUUAGGUAUAAAAUGCUAUGCAACUUUUUCUUUAUAGUAAGAGCUUUAUUUUCUUUAAUAAUAUAGCCCAACUUAUAUGUUUUAAUCUCCCUUCUCCCUCAGAAUAAGCAGAAAAUAUAACUGCAUCUGUAUGUUAGACACAAGAAUUGAAACUGUGCAGUCAGUAGAGCUGAACUUAGCUAUGAAUUAAUUUAAAUUAAUUCUAAAGUGACUCUGGUUUCCAUUUUAGUCUAUUAGCUAGAGGGUUUUGGCUGUUGCUUUUUUUAAAGUUAGGUCCACGCAGUGAAGGGAAAAGAGUGUGAAGGUGAUCAGUGUAGCACUAAGACAUCUAAAGUCGAGACAAUGACAUGGGGGCUUGGUGUACUUAGCUGGGUAAUUCCCUUCUACUGUCCUCUUCCCCUUGGCUGUGUAGAUAAAAUUGUGCAUUCAAAUGAUGGUACUUUGACUUUUGAGGGUUUUUAUUUCUGUUAUUCACCAAAUAGUCAUUCUCAUUUAUGUAUAUUGUGUGUUUAACCCCCCAGUGGGAUUUCUGGCCGCUGAAAUCGCUUUGGGCCAGGAAAAACAAGGAUGAAGAGGUUCCUGUCAUUUCUUAUGGAGUUCACAGAAUUAUUUGGGGCUUAAGUAGUACAAUGGAGACAGUCACGUGCAAUGCUUAAGGUGGUCUAACGGGGUCCCUUUUGCUGGAGGUGUUCCUGAAGAGAUUGAACCUAGUAACAGGCUUUAUUUUCAUCUUGUGUACAACAUGACAAAGACUGCUAAGAUUAAAAUCCGUCUCCCAUUUGUUGCAGCCUCACCUACACCAGGAUAGAAAGCACAUGAUGGAAUCUGUGAUGUCUAAUGUGUCUUAUGAAAAUAGCCAAACAACUGUCCCUGGGGAUUCUACAUUGAUUGGCAUUUUUAGUCAUGGGAAUGUAUUUUUGCAGAAAUACCUGCUUUGUGUUUGGGCCUCUCUUGCUGUCAUUAUGAUGUAUUUUGAGAUGAUUAGUCAAGAGUCAAGGUUGAGAGUACAGGCCAAGACCAUGGAAAAAAAUCCAUGCUCGCUGGCCAAUAAAGAGCUUGAUGCUGCCUGGCCAAAUAAGGUGAUUCAGAUAGAAUCUGAUCCCAUUCAGAGCUCGGUAACUGUCACUGUACAGAAGACAUUGAAAAGGAAGUGGCAUAGUCAUGAUCACAAGGAUAUAUUGACAGUUAUCUAUAGCCAGGGUAGUUGUUAAUACCUGCUUGUUUGGGGAGAUAUGUUUGAUUAUAGAGAGACUCUGGGCUACCCUCAAACACCAUCAGAUGCAAUUAGCAGCCCACGGCAUGGGACAAUCGCAGGCAGCUACGAGGAUUGUAUCCCCUGCCUAUUUUCCUUGUGUAUCAAAUGGAAAACAUUCUCCCCUGUGAGAAAGAAUGCAGUUUCUAAUUAUCUGGAUGUUCGUUGAAAAUAUAUUAGACAUUCUCCCUGAGGUUACAAACAAAGCCUAUAAUGUGACCUGUCUGGUAAAAAGUAUUAAUGAAGUAGCUCAUAUUACAACUUCAUUUUCUACUAGCACCUAUCAUAAUAGUCUUAGUCAUUUCAAACAAAUCAGAACUUCCCCACCAGGGAGGACAACUUCAUGCUGUGAUCGAAGCAUCCAUUCAGAACACGAGGCAAUAUUAUAGUCCACAGGGAAUGGAUGCUUCACUUGAUCGCCGGACCUCAGCUGCAGAGGCCAUCGCAGCUCUUGAAAAGUGAAGUGGUUAAUUUCCAUUGCCAUCUUUGCUUAUAGCAUUUUUCUCUAACCUAUAACAAGGAGACAUUACGUUUUACUUUAGAACAUGAGAAUAGCAGUUUUGCUCACGAUUUACCAUUCCAGCUGCAGGGGAAAGCAAAGCAGAAAACAGUGCCCCAAACGGAAAAAAGAUACUUACACAGAACAAAACAGUUCUUGGUCUUUUUCUUGGUCUUGUCAAACCUUGCCUGAUGCUCUUUCUAAAGUCAAAAUACGAAUGCUAAGAAGGCAUAACCUACAUCCUUCUCUGAUUUCUUCAGCAGGGUCAAAAGACAGUUACCAGCAAUGGGGAAUGCUUGUCACUGUGGAGAAAGAGUUUUGUACAUCUCUGGUACCGUUGUUAUAACAAAUCAGAUUUUCUUACUAUAGUUUUUUGUUUUCUAGCUACACACCCACCAGAAGAGCACAAAGGAAGGCCAUCGCAACAAGCAUUUUAAAAUUAAUAUCAAACAUGCACAUGCGUGGACACACACACACACACACACACACACGAGGGCAUUUGUAAAGGUGUCCCUGGAAUGUAAGAUUUAUAACCGUUUAAGGCAAGGUGAAGGCAUUGCCAACUGUGUGUGCCUCAUAGGACUAGUGUAUAUUCACUGAAAGUUGACCUGAUGAUUUGUUAUUGUUUGAACCAUAUGCUGAUUUGCUUCUGGUUUCUCUUUAGUGUGUUCUCUCUGACAAGGGGCUGGAAGAUUCUGCAUCACACAUCCUCUGAGACCUACCAUGUCGCACACUUUGUUAAUGACAAACUUCACUCUACACUAUACAGUACCUUGUUGAUAUAUUCAGUAAAGUCUUAUUUUAAAAGAAAACCA